AUGUACGAACAGCCUGCCGGUGUGCGUGCAAACAUGAAGGAUUCCCUCUCCUCACUGAAUGUCCGAGCCAGCAAGGCUCCCGUCGAAAAAGCCCGUGUCUAUCUCUUGCUCUGCUUCUUGCACGCCGUCGUCCAGGAAAGACUCCGCUAUGCACCAAGUCUUGGAUGGAAGGGCUUCUGGGAGUUCAACGACAGCGACUACGAAUGCUCUGCCUACAUCAUCGACCAUUGGGUCGAUUCAGUGUCCCAAGGCCGUUCCAACGUUGCUCCGCAGAAGAUUCCGUGGGAGAUGAUCCGCACUCUUGUUGCAGAGAUGUACGGUGGUAAAAUCGACGACGCAGGCGACUACCAACAGCUCGAGAACUUGGUCAAUAGCUUCCUUACACCCGCCGCCUUCGAAGACGGCUACAAGCUCGUCUCGGGUGUGGAGAAUGACGACCUUUUGACGCUGCCGGAGACAACUAGCAUGCGCGACUUCGUCGCCUGGGUUAACAACCUGCCGGAGCGUGAGCCUCCUACCUACCUGGGUCUCCCUGCCAAUGCCGAGAAGCUCUUGCUGGUCGGCCAUGGCCGUAAGAUGAUUUCUGAUCUCUCGCGGGUCACGACUCUUCUUGAUGAAGGAGAGCAGUUGAUGGUCGAUAACUGA
Penicillium mononematosum is the source of this 645-nucleotide messenger RNA. RefSeq lists its product as uncharacterized. Gene Ontology annotation, biological process: microtubule-based movement. The transcript is spliced from 2 exons. Gene Ontology annotation, molecular function: dynein light intermediate chain binding; minus-end-directed microtubule motor activity; dynein intermediate chain binding. Gene Ontology annotation, cellular component: dynein complex. The coding region runs from base 1 to 645 and encodes 214 amino acids. Lineage: Eukaryota; Fungi; Ascomycota; Eurotiomycetes; Eurotiales; Aspergillaceae. The record is from RefSeq and is a predicted model, not a curated record.